AUGUCCGUCUUGGAUUUUCCGACAACACUAAACUCCACGAAGCCGAAGGUACUAACUACAAACUCUUCUUCCUUCCCUCUUGUUCGUCGUUUGGAUAUGUUUGUACAGCUCUAUAAACUUCUGGUGAGGGCACUAAAAGAGAUAGGGAAGAAGCUAGGGAAGAAAGAUUGGGACUUUAAGAAAGAUCCAUGUAGUGGUCAAGGCAAUUGGGUUGUUACCACUUACACAACUAAAGAGUUUGAGAGUAAUAUCACUUGUGAUUGCUCACUGCUUCCUCCUAACUCAUCUUGCCAUGUCAUCAGAAUAGCUUUGAAGUCGCAGAACUUAUCAGGCAUUGUCCCUCCAGAAUUCUCUAAGCUUCGUCACCUCAAAGUUUUAGACCUUAGCCGUAACUAUCUGACUGGUUCCAUUCCAAAGGAAUGGGCUUCUAUGCGUUUGGAAGAUCUAUCUUUUAUGGGGAACCGAUUGUCUGGUCCUUUCCCGAAAGUCCUAACCCGCCUUACAUUGCUCAAAAACUUGAGCCUCGAAGGAAAUCUCUUUUCAGGACCAAUCCCUCCUGAGAUAGGAAAAAUGAUUCAUUUGGAGAGACUUCAUCUUCCUUCAAAUGCUUUCACUGGCCCAUUGCCUGAAAAUCUUGGAUUGCUCAAGAACUUGACUGAUAUGAGGAUAAGUGAUAAUAACUUCACUGGCCGGAUACCAGAUUUUAUCGGCAAUUGGACAAGGAUAAUGAAACUGCAGAUGCAUGGUUCCGGUUUGGAUGGUCCGAUACCUUCUAGUAUUUCAGCAUUGACUAGCUUGACCGAUCUGAGGAUUAGCGACUUAGGAGGCAAACCGUCUUCCUUCCCUCCAUUAAAUCAUUUGGAGUCUAUCAAGACACUGGUAUUGCGAAGAUGCAAUUUAAACGGCCCAAUUCCAAAAUAUAUUGGGCAUAUGAAGAAGCUCAAAACACUUGACCUCAGUUUUAAUCUCCUAACUGGUGAGAUUCCUCCAUCGUUUGAUAAUAUGAAGAAAGCCGAUUUCAUUUAUUUGACAGGAAACCAUCUUACAGGAGCUAUUCCGAGCUCAUUUGUCGAAAGAAACAAAAACGUAGAUGUUUCUUACAACAACUUUACCGAUGCAAGUUCAAUUCUCACUGAUGGUUGUAGCCGAGUUACUUCGAAUUGGGUGGAAAGCUUCUCCAAAGCGAAUAAAUCGUACGGAACCACUCUCUCUGUUUUAAACACAAGCAAUCAUCCUGUUAUCUUCAGCACAUCCCUUGUCUUCUUCCUAAGAGAGACCGUAAGUAACAGUAAGCGCUUGUGUUGUUUUCAUCAUAAUUCUGAUAAAUAUAAACUGUACAUAAACUGCGGAGGAAGUGAAGUAAAAGUGGAUAAAGGAAUAACAUAUGAAGCUGACACUGAUCCAAAAGGUGCUUCUAUGUUCUACCUUGGCGAUCACUGGGCGUAUAGCAGCACCGGGAACUUCAUGGACAACGAUGAUGAUGCUGAUGAUUACACUGUCCAGAACACAACCAGAUUAUCAGUUAAUGCUUCGUCUCCAAUCUCUGAGAUUUACAAGACAGCUCGAGUCUCUCCUUUAUCAUUGACUUACUAUGGACUCUGUCUUGGAAAUGGUAACUACAAUGUAAAACUCCACUUUGCUGAGAUCGUCUUUACCGAUGACCAUACAUUUUACAGUCUCGGUAAACGUUUGUUCGAUGUUUAUGUUCAGGAUAAGUUAGUGAUUAGAAACUUCGACAUUCAAAAGGCGGCUGGUGGAUCGGGUAAACCAAUUAUUAAAAAUUUUACGGUAGAUGUAACGGACCAUAAUCUGAAGAUCGGUUUGCGAUGGGCUGGGAAAGGGACAACAGGCAUUCCAAUUAGAGGAGUUUAUGGUCCUAUGAUCUCAGCUAUAUCAGUGAAACCAAAUUUCAAACCUCCGGUAUAUCAUGACAAAAAAACUAUCAUGCUAGAAGCAGGGAUAUCUGUAGCAGCAACACUUCUUUUGUUUAUCAUAGUGAGUAUAUUUUGGAAAAGAAGGUGUGACAAAAAUGCUAUUGACAAAGAGCUAAGGGGUUUAGAUCUUCAAACUGGAACUUUCACUCUACGACAGAUUAAAGCAGCCACUGAUAACUUCGAUGCAUCAAUGAAGAUUGGUGAAGGUGGAUUUGGCUCUGUUUACAAGGGUGUAUUAUCAGAGGGAAAAUUGAUUGCAGUUAAACAAUUGUCCGCAAAAUCUAGGCAGGGAAAUCGAGAGUUUGUGAAUGAAAUAGGAAUGAUCUCAGCUCUACAACAUCCAAAUCUUGUGAAGCUCUAUGGAUGUUGUGUUGAAGGAAACCAGUUGAUAUUGGUGUAUGAGUAUUUGGAGAACAACUGUCUCUCUCGUGCGCUAUUCGGAAAGGAAGAGAGUUCUAGACUGAAACUAGACUGGUCAACAAGGAAGAAGAUUUUCUUGGGCAUAGCUAAAGGACUAACAUUUCUCCAUGAAGAAUCUAGGAUAAAGAUUGUACACAGAGAUAUAAAGGCAAGCAACGUGUUACUCGAUAAGGAUCUUAACGCUAAAAUCUCUGACUUUGGUUUGGCCAAGCUUAAUGAUGAUGGAAACACGCAUAUCAGCACCCGUAUUGCAGGAACUAUAGGUUAUAUGGCUCCUGAAUAUGCGAUGCGUGGUUACUUGACUGAAAAAGCGGAUGUUUAUAGCUUUGGCGUGGUUGCACUUGAGAUCGUAAGCGGAAAGAGUAACACAAACUUUAGGCCAAGCGAGGACUUCGUUUACCUUCUUGAUUGGGCUUAUGUUUUGCAAGAGAGGGGAAGCUUGCUAGAGCUAGUUGAUCCAACGCUAGGCUCGGAUUAUUCAGAAGAAGAAGCCAUGCUGAUGUUGAAUGUGGCGCUAAUGUGUACCAACGCGUCGCCUACGCUUAGGCCUACAAUGUCUCAAGUGGUGAGUCUCUUAGAGGGAAAGACCGCUAUGCAAGAGUUGCUCUCGGAUCCUAGCUUCUCAACGGUUAACCCGAAGCUUAAAGCAUUGAGGAACCAUUUUUGGCAGAACGAGCUGAGCAGAACACUUAGCUUCUCCACAAGCAGGCCUUGUACUGACUCUGUCAAUUCACAAGUUGAUGCUGAGGAGAAGACUGGACUUUUGGAUUGA
This is a messenger RNA of Arabis nemorensis, 3126 nucleotides long. Lineage: Eukaryota; Viridiplantae; Streptophyta; Magnoliopsida; Brassicales; Brassicaceae. The record is from the annotation of a GenBank genome assembly.